AUGUCAACUACUACUGGAAGAACCUCCGUCGCCAUCUCCCCGCGUACUGCCCUCCUCAAGGCAUACGCUCAUAACAUCCGUGCUCGAGGACCAAUCGCAAACCAGCUUACAGAAGAAAUUGCCCAGAUCGGCGAGGCGGCCUUCGAAGACUGGUACGAAGACCUCGAGGACUGGCUUGAGAACAACCCCGAGGAGCAGGGUGCGCCGACCAUGAAGCUAGUUGGUGCAUGGGCCGCUUUCAAGCGUGCCGCGGAGGGAGAUGACAAGGCGAAGCAAACUGCGGAGAGUAUUUGGGAGACGGGCAACAGACUGGUCGGUGGUUGGGUGGACUCGGUGGAGGCUUGGGUGGAGGCCAACCCGGGAUUGGCACCUGCUUGA
Cercospora beticola is the source of this 378-nucleotide messenger RNA. RefSeq lists its product as uncharacterized. The record is from RefSeq and is a predicted model, not a curated record. Lineage: Eukaryota; Fungi; Ascomycota; Dothideomycetes; Mycosphaerellales; Mycosphaerellaceae.